GAGCAAACAGAAAAGAAAUUGCAUAGAUUCACUAGAGCUUUUAGAGCUUUCCCCUCUCUUAUCUUGCUCUAUUUUGGUGAAAUCAUGUUCUGGACCACUAAUUUCUUGAAACUUUUCUGCUAUUAACCUCCGUCAAAAUAUUGCAAAACAUGGCUUCUAUCACCGAUACUGAUGCUAGCCCGCCUCCACUGGCAUUAACUUGUACCAUUUUCAACCUUCCAGCAAAAGACUGUGCGCGCUGUAAGUCUACCGCCUACUGUUCUUCCGAAUGUCAAACCCUCGAUUGGCCUCUCCACAAGACCCUUUGCAAGAAGAUCACCACGAUGUCUCCCCGUCCAAGUCCCACCCACAAACUCGGCAUUUUGUUUUCUCCCGACAGUGAGAAACCAGAAUUAGUAUGGGUGAACUACAAGAAGAUCGAAAUUCCUGGUGUCGAAGGACAGUUUGAACUACCGGAUGUCGACAGGUUCCUCACUUACGGCUCAGGCGAUUCUUAUGAUUCCGAACAACUCCUCGUUGAGCCUCAGUUGAUCAUGCGAGCACGAAACAUCAAACACACUCUUGCCGUUUACAUGCGGGAUAAUUUUGGAUCUGACGGAUCAAAGAUGACGCAGUCUGCAAGCUCAAUUACGGCUGGCAAGAUGAAGCAUGGCUGGAAGGGACCUCUCAUUGUUGUCGCUAUGGAGGGGCAGUCUGUUCCUCAGGGCAGAAUUUUGAAGAUAGGCGAAAUGUCUAUUAGCUUUGGAACUUUUACUGCUUUUCAAAGGAGCACUGACAUUGCAUUAAGAGAUUUCAGGGUUAUUCAUGAUUACUUUCUGGCUUAUCCACAUGGAUCGGAGGGUGAGCUCACGCUGAAGGAUCAGCAUGGAAGCAGUAUGAUAUAGUUAUUACAUUGAGAGAAACCUUUCAUAAAUUGGGUAUUGCCAAAUAAAGGAUUUCGUAGCAAAUUCCA
This is a messenger RNA of Botrytis cinerea B05.10, 952 nucleotides long. RefSeq lists its product as hypothetical. The transcript has a single exon. The coding region runs from base 150 to 884 and encodes 244 amino acids. NCBI's taxonomy places the organism in Eukaryota, Fungi, Ascomycota, Leotiomycetes, Helotiales, Sclerotiniaceae. The record is from RefSeq and is a predicted model, not a curated record.